This is a messenger RNA of Folsomia candida, 863 nucleotides long. RefSeq lists its product as uncharacterized. Gene Ontology annotation, biological process: post-embryonic development. The transcript is spliced from 4 exons. The record is from RefSeq and is a predicted model, not a curated record. NCBI's taxonomy places the organism in Eukaryota, Metazoa, Arthropoda, Collembola, Entomobryomorpha, Isotomidae. Bases 251 to 589 code for a protein of 112 amino acids.
UGAUUCAUUUUUUCCCAAAAAAAACUCACUGUGCGAGAAGAAGCACAUUCAUAUCAGUAUAUUUACGAAAUCUGCAAUAUCUGAAUGAAUACAUAAGAUUUGCGUGCUCGAUCGCCCCCUUUGUUGUGCUGCUCCAGGGAUUCUCUUUGCGUGAGAUUUUAAAAGGAUCAUCAGUGUGUUUGCUUUCUCUUUAAAAAAUCUUUGUUGAAAAUUGUAAACAAGAAAUUAAGUUGAAUUAAAAUCAACAAGAAUGGAGAAUGUCUACGAAAACGUCAAAAAGGAGCUGAAACCCCAAGCAGUAAAAGAUGCAUUGGAAUUGAUGUGGAGCCGAAUAAAUGAGCCAGAUAAUUUGGAUAAAAUAAAUGGAGCAAAAGAGGAAGCAGGCAACGAUAUGAUUGAGGUCAUGAAAUUGGUAUUUCCACUCGUUGUGGACAUUCAAGUAGAAGCUGUGGGUAAAUUUGGAUUUCCAAGGAAUAAGGAUGGUUUGAGAGAUUUCCUAGUCCGAGCCAAUGAAUUACUUGAAAAUGAUAAAGACAUUUCCGAAAUGUUAAUUCGCAUUCGAUCCAUUUAUCUUCCGUCAUAUGCAUAGUUAACCGUUUAAUGAUUUUUUUGUAAUGCUUUUUUGUAAAUAACAAUAAACACGCAAUUACUUGUUGUAAUAGUUAAAAACACGAUUUUUUUAUUUCAUUAAGCUGAUGAAAAGGACAAAGCUUUUUUGUAUUUUUUGUGUAGUAUGAAAUCCACUCAGAAAAUCGGAAGUAUAUGUUUUUAUAAAAAUAAUAAAAUCUCCUUGUUUUAUACUUCCGGUUUUGAGAUACAUUUGUGUGUAGAGGUAAAAAAGGAGUAUUUUUUGGAAUGGAAAA